AUGGCCGAGCUGAAGGUCUUCCUCCCUCGCAUGAAUACGUUGUCGAUCGUUUAUUCCAACGUCGACGGCGCAUUGUUCCUGCCAUAUAAUCUGAGACACCGCGGAAUCCAGAUCACCAUGUCCUCCGUCCUCGGCCUCGCUGGUGCCGCACAAGUCUCGGAUUACGCAGCGUCGAAGGCAGCCCUCAUUGCACUGAACGACUCCCUCCGUUACGAACUCGACAAGCACUACGCUGCUCCCGGCGUUCGGACCACUCUCUUCGUCCCCGGUCACAUCCUGACCCCGAUGUUCUCGCGGGCGAACUAUCCGUCGGGAAGGCUAUAUCAGUUCUUCUUCCCUUCGUUGCAUCCGGUCGAGGUCGCCAAGGCUGUCAUACGCGCCAUUGACGAUCAGCACUCUCAAACCGUCUACAUGCCGUUCUUCGCAAAUUUCGCGCCGUUCUUGCGCUCGUUACCGAGCUUCUUGCGCGACUUUGCGCAAUGGGUAACGCAUGCGGACUACACCAUGAAGGGCUUCGAGAAGGUUUCUGGGCGACGAGCUGAUGAGCAGUUAACACCAUCAUCACCUACUGAGAAGUCGCUUGAUUCUAAGGAGAAGUAG
This is a messenger RNA of Punctularia strigosozonata HHB-11173 SS5, 600 nucleotides long. RefSeq lists its product as uncharacterized. The coding region runs from base 1 to 600 and encodes 199 amino acids. NCBI's taxonomy places the organism in Eukaryota, Fungi, Basidiomycota, Agaricomycetes, Corticiales, Punctulariaceae. The transcript is spliced from 2 exons. The record is from RefSeq and is a predicted model, not a curated record. Gene Ontology annotation, molecular function: oxidoreductase activity, acting on the CH-OH group of donors, NAD or NADP as acceptor.